ACAUGGUCCUGAGGCUGCUUGUCUCUCUUUCCCUCUCUGUAUCUCACUAAUUCAUUUCCCCUGCAUCUUCUCAACACAAACCAAACAAAUCAUGUACCAUCUUCCCACUUCUUGUCUAGUCAGAUUCUUCCUCCUCUCUUUAUUUCACCCUCUUCCUUGUGAUUCAAGUAAACAAGGACUUGGCUGGUGUGAGACUUUGUUUCAGUGUGGAAACAUCACCGCUGGUUUUCCCUUCUCGGGAGGGAAUCGUCACAAAGAUUGCGGUCAUCCAUCGCUGGAGCUUCACUGCAACAAAAACAACAUCACCUCUCUAUUCAUCUCAAACCAAAAAUACUCUGUUCUCCAUAUAGAUCAAAUAUCUAACACUCUUACACUUACCAAACAAGACCUUCUAGGUUCUUUUUGCUCCUCUGUAUUCACCAACACAACCUUGCCUCCGGAAACUUUCGAGCUUCCACCGACCUAUAAGAGCGUCACCAUAUUCUACCAAUGCUCCUCUUUGCUUCCUAACCUUUCUAGCUAUACAUGUCCUGGGAUAGGUCCCAUCGCAGUGUCUGAAAACCCUGAAAAACAUCCUGAGAGCUGCCGUUCGAGUUUCACCGUGAAGGUUCCUACGAGUUUCGAUACAAAAGAGAAAGAGUUGAAUGUGACCAAUUUGGAAAGUGUUUUAAGAAAAGGAUUUGAGGUGAAGGUGGUGAUCAAUGAGAAUACAUGUCAGGAAUGUUUAUCCUCUCUUGGAAGAUGUCAUGGCUUCACCGAAAACUUAACACCAGGAUGUCGUCCACCAAGUGAUUCUGAGGGUUCUUGUGGAUAUAAUCAGACCUCAAGUACGUUCAUCUGCUAUUGUAAAGACCCGUAUAGCCUAUCAUGCAGUUCUGGCAAAUCUUUUGUUGGAUGGAUAAUAGGUGGUGUAUUGAUCUUGAUUCUCAUAGGUGUUAUUGUUUCCUUGGUGUUUCUUUGCCGAUGUUGUCGAGCCAAGAUUUUGAGAAAGAAAAAAACAUCAGAUGCUCUUGAAGUCCCUCCUGAACCUGUUGUGCAAAAUCCCACAUGACCUAUCAAAGCACGGAAUUAGUAGCAACUUUUGAAUUGUGUUCUUGUAUACUGAUACAUGUUCUCUAUUUGUUAUGCAUGCAAAUAUCAUUUACAGGCAUAACUUUAUAGUAUAUUUUCUCUA
Arabidopsis lyrata subsp. lyrata is the source of this 1174-nucleotide messenger RNA. RefSeq names its product LEAF RUST 10 DISEASE-RESISTANCE LOCUS RECEPTOR-LIKE PROTEIN KINASE-like 2.8. Lineage: Eukaryota; Viridiplantae; Streptophyta; Magnoliopsida; Brassicales; Brassicaceae. Bases 92 to 1051 code for a protein of 319 amino acids. The record is from RefSeq and is a predicted model, not a curated record. The transcript is spliced from 5 exons. Gene Ontology annotation, molecular function: polysaccharide binding.